GUCGCACAAAGUAAUCAUCAUACACAUUCAUCGCGUGAACGACGAUCUGGGAUCGGCGCCGCCGUUCAACGCUGCGUCCUCAGAAAUCUACACCCUCCUCCCAUGCUUGCAUGCCCCCCUUCUGGUGCGAUCCGAACCCCAGGUACCGGCUUCUUCCCGUCACGUUUCAACUGUCUCUUACAUUGCCAACCUCUGCCAUCGUCAUUGAGGGACGCCCUUACUUACUCCCAUCAGCAACCCGAGAAAGAUGUCGCUGGUGGACCCAGCUCAGGUGCUCUGUAACACGCCUUUGCCUGGCGUAUAUGCGCCGUUGCAGAAAGCCUGACUCCAACUGUUGGCAUCGUCUGCGAACCGCACCACCUUUGUGCCCGAACCAAGUGCGGCAGUCCCAUGAAGACAAAAUUGACCGAACAACAAGUGUGCCAUUCUUUUGACAGCGGGCCGCAUGCCACCUCAAAAAAUGAAUUCUUCUUCAUCUCUCAAUCGUGUAAACAUCAUCAUCAACACUCAACCUCAAAAAAACCUCACUAUCAAGAUAGGGGGCGCGUGCGUGCAUCAAUAGUGAAAACCGUAUCUCGUUAUUUUUCUUCAACACACAUGACCAGGAGCCAUGCAGUCUGGUCUCC
Colletotrichum phormii is the source of this 626-nucleotide messenger RNA. RefSeq lists its product as uncharacterized. The record is from RefSeq and is a predicted model, not a curated record. The coding region runs from base 111 to 434 and encodes 107 amino acids. The transcript has a single exon. Lineage: Eukaryota; Fungi; Ascomycota; Sordariomycetes; Glomerellales; Glomerellaceae.